Molecule: messenger RNA, 576 nt
Organism: Eucalyptus grandis
Lineage: Eukaryota; Viridiplantae; Streptophyta; Magnoliopsida; Myrtales; Myrtaceae
Product: B3 domain-containing protein At2g33720-like
Exons: 1
Coding region: 1-576 (191 amino acids)
Molecular function (GO): DNA binding
Source: RefSeq, a predicted model, not a curated record
AUGUGCUGGAAGCUAAGCAAAGUCAAGAAGCUGGCUGACUACGCUCGAGCAGAACCCCUUGCUUUUGUGGUUCUUUAUAAGCUCACCCAUAAACACACAUCUUCAUCACCACCCUCCCAAACCACACUCUCCACAUACCGCUUCGUUUGUGCAGAGAGGAAGAUGCCAUUAGACGUCUCCACGGAGCUGGUGCUCUACAGAGACCCGUGGGAGAUCAAGAAGAAGCUAACGGAAAGCGACGUCAACAGCUCGUCGCGGCUCCUGCUUCCACUGGACUGCCUGAAGGCCCACGUGUUCCCCAAGAUGAGCGAGGAGAAGGUGAGGCGGGUCAAGAGCGGGGAUGACGUGGAGGUCCUCGUGCUGGACAUGGACACAGACCGCGAGCACCAGCUCGUGUUCUGCCUCUGGAAGUCGGGAAGCUACGUGCUGAAAAGUGGCUGGACCCAGCUGUUCGUCAGGGGGCUAGGGUUGGAGGUCGGGGACGAGAUCGGGAUGUUUUGGGACGAGGCCUCUUGCAAGUUCCACUUUAAGGUCCUUCACAAGGUUGCUCUUGGCACGAGCAAUGCAGCGGCUUGA